Aspergillus chevalieri is the source of this 471-nucleotide messenger RNA. RefSeq lists its product as uncharacterized. Lineage: Eukaryota; Fungi; Ascomycota; Eurotiomycetes; Eurotiales; Aspergillaceae. The record is from RefSeq and is a predicted model, not a curated record. The transcript is spliced from 3 exons. Bases 1 to 471 code for a protein of 156 amino acids.
AUGUCUUCAUUUUUCUAUUCAACCAAAACCGCAGAAAAAGAGCAUUAUCCCAUCCCGGAAGCUCUCAACACGCCAUAUGUCCUCGGUGUCUUACACGACUAUUCGGUGCUCGCACAGGUACUUUGGCCGAGACAAGUGCUUGAAGAAAAGCGUACAGACUUGAGUUCAAUUGCAUCUACUAUCGGUUCGUCUGAUUCGACUGCCAAAGCAACAUUAACAUCGCAAGGGAAUGGAAUCGUCUGUACCGGAAACAUGCCCCUUGGUGUCCAAUUCAUAGUGCUAUAUCGAAUUGUGACCUCUCAAGAAAACUCUCGAAAGGAGAAUACCGGUAAAACCGAGCCAGUCGGGGCUGAAUCUGCUUCCAGUCUUCUAAGCCCAACCACUUCGCCGACAGAGCCUCGGCUGCACUUGGAAGAGAAGAGAAUUUGGUUAUGGUUUUGGAAGAACUGGCUCAGAAUGGUAUGGAUAUAG